Molecule: messenger RNA, 1095 nt
Organism: Aureobasidium pullulans EXF-150
Lineage: Eukaryota; Fungi; Ascomycota; Dothideomycetes; Dothideales; Saccotheciaceae
Product: lysine decarboxylase-like protein-like protein
Exons: 2
Coding region: 1-693 (230 amino acids)
Biological process (GO): cytokinin biosynthetic process
Cellular component (GO): cytosol
Molecular function (GO): hydrolase activity, hydrolyzing N-glycosyl compounds
Source: RefSeq, a predicted model, not a curated record
AUGGAACCAAAGGCAGGAGACGCCGUAACCCCCUCGCCCGCCACUUCGAACAAGCCUGUCGUCUGUGUCUUCUGCGGUGCCUCCGGAGGCAACUCCCCCGCUCAUCUUGCCGCCGCUCGCGAACUCGCCCAAGCCCUCCAUGAGAACAACAUGAAACUGGUAUACGGAGGUGGCACUGUCGGCAUAAUGGGCGAAGUCGCCAAGACUCUGGUCUCCCUGGCCGGUCCGGACGCUGUCCACGGUAUCAUUCCCGAGGCUCUUGUCAAGUACGAGCGCGACUACAAGGAAGGCGCACCCCUGGAUUCCGUUAUUGACGAGUCAACCUUUGGUCGCACCACCGUUGUCGCAGAUAUGCACUCGCGCAAGCAAGCCAUGGCUCGCGAGGUCAUCGAUGGCGGUGAGGGUGGUGGCUUCGUCGCACUCAGUGGAGGCUAUGGCACCAUGGAAGAACUCAUGGAAGUCACCACCUGGAACCAGCUGGGUAUUCACGCCCGUGGCGUCAUCGUCUUCAAUGUCGAGGGCUACUACGACGGCCUUCUCCAAUGGGUGCGCACUGCCGUCAAGAGCGGCUUCAUCGCAAACAACAACUCCAACAUCAUGAUCGAAGCCAAGACUGGUGCCGAAUGUGUUGAAUCGCUGAAGAACUACCAAAACGCUGAAGGUAGAAUGAAGUUGGAGUGGAACCAGAAAUGAUCUCACACCUAACAACAUUCUCACCUAUUGCCAUGUCAGCAGCAUGGAGCCAAGAAACCGGCUAUCAUGCCUAAUCGUCCAGUACAAGCUUCGCUCGCUGUCGUCACCGAGCAAUAUACCGCUGGUCAUUGCAUCUCCAUCAGGAUAUUACACUGACGCCGUUCGGCCGUAAGGGCUUGCCAAGUACGAGAUCGAUGCAUACCGAUGGACGCCUAAACCUGAACUGAAUUCUAGAGAGCCGUGCUCACGGAUAGAAUGCUACAUGUAGAUGCAUCCCAAAGCCACAAGCAUAUAGACGCCACGAGAAAUACAGAACUAGAUUCGACAGAAAGUAUGCAGUCCGAACGUGAAGGCCCAACCCAAGCACGACAUUUGAACGCCCUUUCUAUCGGGAUCCAGGUU